AUGGAGCUCAAGAGCAAGGACAACGCGCACGAGCAUUUGCGCCUAGACUGGCAGGAGCAGAGCGAGGCCAACGAGGAUAAGGUGAUCGAGAGGCUGCAGCGCGGAGGCGAGGAGUGCAUUCUGGUCAUCCGCAGUUGGCAUCAUCAGCAUGGUGACCCAGCCGUGUAUGUGGUGCCGCUGGCGAUCCUGCCGACUGGCAUCGAGGCAGCGCUCGAUCGCCUGCACGGUCGCAUCGCCGUGCCCAUCACGGGCGACGCAGACUACGACAGCUGGUCGAUACUCCAGAAGCGCUCCUACAGGGUGACCGAGGCCGCCAUCGGGAAGAUGCGCGCCACCGGCAUCCGUAUCACCAAGACUCCUCUAGUGAUGCGACGACCACGCGCCUGGAAGGCAGUGCGCAUCAUCGUGCCCAGCGUCACCCUGCCCGAUUACGACGAGGACACCGAGCACUCUUUCGAGGAACUCCAGGCGCACUGUGUGGUGGAAAAGACUUUGAAAAAGGUGGUGUUGGGGAUACAGUAG
Messenger RNA from Acanthamoeba castellanii str. Neff, 522 nucleotides. RefSeq lists its product as uncharacterized. The transcript is spliced from 3 exons. NCBI's taxonomy places the organism in Eukaryota, Discosea, Longamoebia, Acanthamoebidae. Bases 1 to 522 code for a protein of 173 amino acids. The record is from RefSeq and is a predicted model, not a curated record.